Messenger RNA from Exophiala xenobiotica, 2438 nucleotides. RefSeq lists its product as uncharacterized. The transcript is spliced from 7 exons. Gene Ontology annotation, biological process: DNA-templated transcription; regulation of DNA-templated transcription. The coding region runs from base 42 to 2438 and encodes 798 amino acids. Gene Ontology annotation, molecular function: zinc ion binding; DNA binding; DNA-binding transcription factor activity, RNA polymerase II-specific. The record is from RefSeq and is a predicted model, not a curated record. Gene Ontology annotation, cellular component: nucleus. Lineage: Eukaryota; Fungi; Ascomycota; Eurotiomycetes; Chaetothyriales; Herpotrichiellaceae.
GAAAAUACUAGUAUGUACGGCAACACGGCCGAGUCGUAUUUAUGAACGCGACACCAACAAGAAAUGAGUCGGAGUCGGGGAGGCGAACGCGGACUCGUUCAGGCUGUCUCUUGUGUCGGAGGAGAAAGGUGAAAUGCGAUGAGCGUAGAGACAAUGGUUGCGCGAAUUGCGAGAGGCUAGAUCUGCACUGUCCGGGCUAUGGAAACACCUCCAUGAGUCCCCAGUCGGCUGCAUCUGGCACGCCCAACUUGACUGAAGCGGGCACUAAAAGGCAACGCACAAUACAGUCGUGUGAAAGAUGUCGAACGUCGAAAACGAGGUGCUCGGGCGAGCGGCCGUCGUGUGCUCGAUGCUACCAGAAGAAGGUCAGGUGUAUUUACAACGACAAGCCAACCUCCAAACAGGCCAUGCAUGUCGAGUCUCCCAACUUGAUCAUGACAAAACAGUCGACUUCGACCUUGUCCGAGCAAGCGAACGUACAUGCAGCCAGUCAACCCAUGCAGAUCUCGGCCGAAGAGCGAAGCGAUGCACUAGCUUGGCUCUGCUUGUCCCAAUUGCCGUCAACUGAACAGACACGGAUACUUGCCCAGCACUAUUUUGCCAACAUACACCCUCUUCGUUGCUUCGGUUUCAUCCAUAAGCCCUCGUUUAUGCAGAGGCUGGACGAAGGACUUGCCUUCAACGACAAAGAAAACACCCUUCUUUACAUCGUUUGUGCUUUGGGUGCCAAGUUUUAUGCUCUCGAGCACAAUAAGACGGCCAAUUCCUUGACUUCUGAAUCAAUUCGAGCGGCUGGAAAUCAGUGGGCAAACACGGCUAAGCGUAGAGUACUGGACAGCUUUGGGCAGGUAUCAGUCGAGAACUUGAUGGCAGCUGUCCUCCUUCAAGACCAUGAAAUCCGUCAAGGCAACUACGCUUCUGCUUUUAUGUGGACUGGAGUUACUGCUCGAAUGGCGCAUGCUCUUCAAAUCAACCUUGAGUUUUCGACUGACGUGCUCUGCUUGGACUCCUCGGCAUCUCCUCCCGCGACGGUCAAAGAGUCACGGCGGCGCCUGAUGUGGGCGUGUUAUGUGCUUGAUGCUUCAGUCGGCAGUGGUGUGGAUCAAUUGACUCUCCUCCAUGAGCGAGACAUCAAGAUACAGCUACCCUGCGAUGAACGCUACUUCCUCCUCCAGAAGCCAUGCCUCACGGAAACUCUUCUGCCUGGACGUGUCCUCAAUUUCGUACCGCAAAACAUGAUACCUUCGGAGCCUGCUGGCAAUAUGGGUUUGGCUGCAUAUUAUUUACGGCUCAUUGAGGUUCGCAAAAGAGUCGUGAGGUAUGUGAAGCAUCUAGACACUGCAAGCCCACCUUGGAUGGCCGACUCCGAGUUUGCCAUGCUGGAACGUGACCUAAACUCGUGGUAUUCGACCUUACCAGAGAGCCUCCUCUUUACUUCCGCCUCAGUGUAUAUCCGAACCGAUACCGGCGAAUUUGGAGCGUUAUGCAGUCUGCAUGCCACAUACCAUGCCACGAUGAUCGACCUAUAUCGAGUUUUUGUGCCUGCUUUGUACAAGCUCCGAUCCAGUUUCGACUUUCCACCUCAGCAACAUCAAUUCCUCAAUCAGCACCGGCUCUCCCUGUUUGGUCAUUCGAGGAGUCUGGCAGAUAUAGUCAGACAAGCAAUAUCCAGAGAUUCAGUCAAAGCGUUGGCGGACUUCUGGUGGCCAAGUAUUGUAUAUGACUCUUGCCGUCAGCUCGUUUACUACCUCACCCAGUUCUCCAACGACACAGCCGGCAAGGCGGCAUUGGCUGCAGAGGUCACCAGUCUCGUGAAGAGUAAUAUCAAAGCACUCAACCUAAUGAAAGUUUUGUACGCUAUGGCCGAGCCCCUGAGCGUGGCAGCGGAAAGAAUGCUCGCAAAGGCUGGGAUGGCUCGAUUCGAAGGUAGCGUCGUUCCGCGAGACGCUGUCGAUCCUGAGGAACCAGAAAGUCCUAGUGCUCCAGGAACGCCGUCGCAAAGCGCUCCGGACUACGUCCUACAUCCACUGUCGAUCUAUCGGCUGGCUCGCAAAACCAUUUCUGAAAAGCACGCUCCCGAGAAGAUACCUUCGCCGUUGACCAGCACUUUGAGUCCUGUUUCUGUCUCCGCGCGGACCGACGUGACUUCGAAUCCACUGCAUGUCCCCUUAACGUACGAUGGGACCGGGAUGGACCCAUCACAACGACUAAGCUACGAACCACAGCAAGUAAUGUUUGAAGAGAACAUCGCAGGUGGCACGUCCAUUGAGGAAGAGCUUCAACUGAACUACCCACUUGAGAUGACCAGUUUCUGGCAACCAGCUGAGACCCUCGCGGACGGAGCGUACAACUUUGACCCUCCUAGCUGGAUGGGUGAAUUUCCAAACGCCGACACUUGGCUGGAUUCCUGGCCUGGAGCUCCGCGGACUCAAUUCUAG